Messenger RNA from Leishmania braziliensis MHOM/BR/75/M2904, 2412 nucleotides. RefSeq lists its product as hypothetical. Lineage: Eukaryota; Euglenozoa; Kinetoplastea; Trypanosomatida; Trypanosomatidae. The record is from RefSeq and is a predicted model, not a curated record. The coding region runs from base 1 to 2412 and encodes 803 amino acids. The transcript has a single exon.
AUGGGCCAAGCCGCUUCCUACGCUGAGUCUUCGGUGCAGCGAGCCUUACUGAGACUGAAGGAGGAGGAGCAGGCAGACGAGGACGAGCUUCUCUGCGCGUGUGGCUAUAGUCGUGCGUCACUUUCGUCCUGCACAAAUGGCUCAGCCGCAACCGCCGCACAGUCACGGUGUGGCGCAGAGUCGGCUGGCUCAUCUUUGCCAGUAACUCGCUCCCCAGAUGUGCACCUUCCGCCACCGCCCGAGUCCUUCGGGCCGCUGGUAUCGCUGACCCCGGAGUACUACACGCUUGAUGAGCUGCGUGACGUGCUGCGAUACCUGCCAGAUCCGCUGUGGGUGAGCCUCUACCGCGUCUCGCUGCUGUACAUGCUGGACAACGACCACGAUGGCCGCAUUAACUCCACCGAUAUAAGUUUCUUCAUGGACUGGGGUAUCAAGACGGUUGGUCGGGAUGUCCUGCCAGAUCAGCUCGCAGAGGUAUUGCAAACCUAUGCGGCGCUUCACUGCUGGCAUCGCUGCCUUCACGUCGCUGAAUGCAUUGAGUCUGAGAGAGCCGCAACCGCAGCCACAGCGCAGCCGCGUCCUGGCCAUAGGCGCAGCGCAGGCGCUGGCAGCUCUAUGCGCACACACCGACGGCCUAUUUCAUCGUCAAGCGCCGUCGGCGGCGAUCCCUUGUCGCUGCACCAGCGUGCUCAGAGGCGCCCGAACCAGAGCGUGUCAUCCUUCAUGCUUUUACACUUCCGUGAGGCAUUUCUGAAUACGCCGGCGGGGGGCCCCGCACCUCUUCCGGGAGCGAUCGGCAUCGCAGCCAUGAACGCUGAUGUGGAUAAUAUGUCACCGUCGCAGAGCUCCGCGCUGUUUGAGUCGCCUCGGUCGGCUAUCAGCCACCCCGUCACAGACAGCGUUCGCUAUGCCGCGGCGACACACUUUGCGGAGUGGAUGCUGCGGGUCGUGCAGAACCAGGAGCGGGACCGUCGGCACGAGCGGCAGUUCUUCGAGCGUCGCGUGCGUUGCAUGGCGACCACUGCUGAGGUGAAGCUCGGCAACACCACACGCCUGCGCCAUCCAUCGUACGUAGCCCAACAGUCACUUCGGAUACGCUUGUCGACUACGUUUCUCCCCGCCGAGGCCGCUAGCGCCGACGUACCGGGCGAAGGCGACGACUUAGUUGUGUCCGUCUCGCAGAGCAGCAUAUCAGAGCGUCAGACAUCGAUGAUCUCAGGCAUCCUGAACGGAAGCGCAGCUGUGGUGGCAGCGUCAUCGGAUGCGGAUAAGGCGACUCCAGAGCUGGGGGUGGUGCCCCUGACGUCGGCACCGCAGCUGCCCACCUCACUUUCCUUUGAGGGCCCCACGGCGGCAUCGGCGACACGACUGCCUCAUUCCCACGGCACCCCCGCGGCGUUGAAGGCCUUCGUAAAGACGCUGCCGCAUACGUCGUCACACUCUCGCAGCGCGAUGCCGCUUAGCGUUCCGGUCGCGCUAGGUGGUGGUGGUAGUGGCUCUCCGGAAGGCACGCGGUCACCGCGGUCACCACCGCCAACGACGGAUGCCGGAAUUCUCCCCCCAAUAGGCAGUGGUUCUCCCGAUCGCCACAGAGGGACCGCUGCUGGUGGUCCGCUCCCCACAGGCACCUCGCCGGUUCAUCAACCUUCGCGGCCGCGCCAGUCAGCGGUGGCACCCACAACGCAGUCGAUGCCUUCCGGCGGACCUCCGUCCUCUGGCCACUUGGACGCGGCCGUGGACUUGCCUGCUGGUGCGAGUGCAAGCGCGAACGGGAUUGGCAUCUCUGGCAAGGGGGAAAUGAAAGAUGGCAGCUUCAGUAAUGACAACGCGUGUAGCAGCUUCUCGUCAGUAGCCUCAGCAGCUGCUGCUGCUGGCGCUGCUGCUGCUGCGACUACAACUCCGAACAGUGGCUCUGCAGCGGCUCUACUGGAGCAUCAGGUAAGUGUGCUGCUGAUGGAUGCGGAGGCGUUCUACGUGCAGCUGGAGGCCACUGGGUGGUGCACUAUCGGAGCGGUGGAGGAGGUGUACCUGGACUUUGCAGUGGAAGAGUCGUACUGCAUGCCCUUCUGGUCCUUUUGCCGGCUGCUCAACCAGGCGUCUGCCGACGAAGUACAGGCCGCGCUGGAGCUGCCGACGGACCAGGCAGUGGCGGUACUGACGAGCGCGGCGGCAGUGGAGGAGUAUAGGCAAGCGGCGGCGGUUCGGCAGCUGCAACGGCACGUUCCAGGGCAGCGCGAUGGCGGGAGCGGCAACAACAACCGCUAUUGUGGAAGUGUCCAUGGUAGUGGUUGGGCAUCUCAUCUGCAGUUGAUUCCCAUGUUCGUCGUCUCCGAGUACACGUUCGUGGUGUUUGUUGCGGCGUUCAUACACGCCUACUGGGCAAUGCUGGAGAGCAUGGGGGUCGACCCAUGA